AUGUCCCUUGCUUUAGGCCCUAGCCCCAAGUUGUUACUCUUUUCUCUUGGAAUGGGGCUGGUAUCAGGGUCCAAGUGUCCCAACAACUGUCUGUGUCAAGACCAAGAAGUAGCCUGCACGGAUUUGCAGCUAACGGAAUACCCAACUGACAUUCCUCUCAACACCCGGAGGCUAUACCUGAACAAUAACAAAAUCACUAGCUUACCAGCUCUGCAGCUAGGAUUCCUCAGUGACCUCGUUUACUUGGACUGUCAGAACAACCGGAUUCGAGAGGUGAUGGAUUACACGUUCAUCGGGAUCUUCAAACUCCUCUACCUUGACCUCAGCUCCAACAACCUAACUUCCAUCUCCCCAUUCAGUUUCUCCGUACUCACCAACCUGGUGCGGCUGAACAUUUCAAACAACCCUCACCUCCUCUACCUUGACAAAUACAUCUUUGCCAACACCACCUCUUUGAGGUACCUGGACCUCAGAAACACCGGAAUGCAGAUCAUCGACCAUACUGGCUUCCACCACCUGGUGGUGCUCCAGACCCUGUACCUAAGUGGAAACCCAUGGACGUGCAACUGCUCCUUCUUGGACUUCACCAUCCACUUGUUAGUGUCUCAUAUGGACCACCCAGAUGCCCAGAAUGCCACGUGUACGGAGCCCCCUGAGCUGAAAGGGUGGCCCAUCACGAAGGUGGGGAAUCCACUCCAGUACAUGUGCAUCACACACCUGGACCACCAGGACUACAUCUUCUUACUGCUCAUCGGCUUCUGCAUCUUCGCCGCAGGCACCGUGGCCGCCUGGCUCACGGGUGUGUGUGCUGUGCUAUACCAGAAUGCCCUCCGGAAGUCGAGCGGGGACGAUACCGAGGAUGAGACUGGGAUUAGGAUCACCAACCAGAUGUUUCGAAGCAGCGCGCACUUAGCCCCAGCCCGUCGGUUCCCUGAACUGAUCUAG
This is a messenger RNA of Rattus rattus (black rat), 945 nucleotides long. It is a transcript of the gene Lrrc52, whose product is annotated as leucine rich repeat containing 52. Bases 1 to 945 code for a protein of 314 amino acids. Lineage: Eukaryota; Metazoa; Chordata; Mammalia; Rodentia; Muridae. Gene Ontology annotation, cellular component: voltage-gated potassium channel complex. Gene Ontology annotation, molecular function: voltage-gated potassium channel activity; potassium channel activator activity; transmembrane transporter binding. The record is from RefSeq and is a predicted model, not a curated record. The transcript is spliced from 2 exons.